Puma concolor (puma) is the source of this 2189-nucleotide messenger RNA. Lineage: Eukaryota; Metazoa; Chordata; Mammalia; Carnivora; Felidae. The record is from RefSeq and is a predicted model, not a curated record.
AUGGGGUGGGGCGACCUGGGCGUGAACGGAGAACCUUCCAGAGAGACCCCAAAUUUGGACCGGAUGGCCACAGAGGGGACGCUUUUCCCAAACUUCUACUCAGCCAACCCGCUGUGCUCGCCAUCCAGGGCGGCUCUGCUCACCGGACGCCUGCCCAUCCGCAACGGCUUCUACACCACCAACGGGAGGGCCAGAAACGCCUACACGCCCCAGGAGAUCGUGGGCGGCAUCCCGGACGACGAGCUCCUCCUGCCCGAGCUGCUGAAGGGGGCCGGCUACGUCAGCAAGAUUGUGGGCAAGUGGCAUCUGGGCCACAGGCCUCAGUUCCACCCCCUGAAGCACGGAUUCGACGAAUGGUUUGGAUCCCCCAACUGUCACUUUGGACCUUAUGACAACAGGGCCAGGCCCAACAUCCCUGUGUACAGGGACUGGGAGAUGGUCGGCAGAUACUAUGAGGAGUUUCCAAUUGACGUGAAGACCGGAGAAGCCAACCUCACCCAGGUGUAUUUGCAGGAAGCCCUGGAUUUCAUCAAGAGGCAGCAGGCAGCUCAACGCCCCUUCUUUCUCUACUGGGCCAUCGACGCCACUCAUGCGCCUGUUUACGCUUCUAGGCCUUUCUUGGGCACCAGCCAGAGAGGGCGCACCGGGGACACGAUGGGGCCGGGAGGAUGGGGGGGGGGGCGGGCCGUGGCAAAGAGACGCCACCUGAAGGCGAGCGCCCAGCAGGCCGUGUGCCACCCUGGGGACCGGGGUGGCGUCUGACGGGCGACCCCCGUCUCCCUAGGUGGUAGCAACGGCCCUUUCCUGUGUGGGAAGCAGACCACGUUUGAAGGUGGGGUGAGGGAGCCUGCGAUCGCUUGGUGGCCCAGGCGGAUCCCUGCCGGCCAGGUGAGCCACCAGCUGGGCAGCGUCAUGGACCUCUUCACCACUGGCCUGUCCCUCGCAGGCUUGGCACCGCCCAGCGACAGGGCGAUCGACGGCCUGGACCUCCUCCCUGCCGUGCUGCGGGGCCGGCUGACAGACAGGCCGAUAUUCUAUUACCGUGGCGACACGCUGAUGGCGGUCACCCUCGGCCAGUACAAGGCCCACUUCUGGACCUGGACCAAUUCCUGGGAGGAGUUCAGACAGGGCGUUGAUUUCUGCCCCGGGCAGAACGUGUCAGGAGUCACCACCCACACGCAGGAGGAGCACACGAAGCUGCCCCUGAUUUUCCACCUGGGACGAGACCCGGGGGAGAGGUACCCCCUCAGCUUUGCCAGCACGGAGUACCUGGAUGCACUUCGCGGGAUCACCCCGGUUGUCCAGCAGCACCAGAAGGCCUUGGUCCCCGGACAGCCUCAGCUCAACGUGUGCAACCAGGCGGUCAUGAAUUGGGCGCCCCCAGGCUGUGAAAAGUUAGGGAAGUGCCUGACACCCCCGGAGUCCAUCCCGGAGAAGUGCUUCUGGCCCCACUAGCACCUGCUCGUGUUCCAGCCAGGCCUGGGCUCUCCUACUGGCCCUGCAAAUGCCUGCGGGGAGGAAGGCUCUGGCCUCAGGGCUCCUGAGCUGGAAGAGCCCCAACUGUUCUCUGCCCUGCCUGCGCCAGACAGACAUUACCUACAGGUGACAGCAGGACCUGCACGUGCCCGCGGUCUCCCGGCCCUCCUCCUGGCCCACCCCAACUUGCCACGGCAGCCCACAGCCUCAGCCCAGCCCCAAAGCUGAAUGCACUUGCUCAGGGCCCUGCCUCCAUCCCGGGAUCCAGAGGCGGAGCUGUCCCCUCCCACGUGUGAGUCCCACUGUCAAAGUUGGCCAUGCCAAUCCUGCUGGAGCCCUUGGCACCAUCCUACUAGGAGGGAGUUGUGAAUGUGGAAGGGGGUUUGGCAGCAGCCAAGGAAGGCCUCCCUGGUCCGGUGAGGACAGAGGGAUGCUAGCACCUUCGUCUUAACACCUACCUUAGGGAUGCUGUCCUGGUGCCCUGCAUGGCAAGCGGGUGCCUCCCUUCCAGCCGCCCGUUACCUGGUGUGGCACGGUGCGGAGAGACAGCGAGCGGGUGUGGACGCCAACCUUACCCGCCCCGAAGGCGUGUGGAGCCGCCUUCUAGUGGGGUUUUCACGUCUCUGCCGUUGUGAUGCCAGAGCUGUACCGUUCUAAGACUUGGGAAAUGAUGGUGAAAAGUUCUAGAAUAAAGUUAACAGGCCUUUUUCCUU